AUUGGAGUUUACUGGGAAAAUAAAAACCUACAUAACUUAAAUGUGAGUGAACCCCUAAAUGACCCUAUUCCAACCAAUCAAAAAGCAGAGCUUGAAGCUGCUAUCAAAACUUUAACUCUAGCAACAAAAAACAAGAUGAAAAAUUUGGAAAUAAUGUCGGACAGUACCUGUUAUUAAUGGAGCCUCCGAUUGGAUGUACAAAUGGGCUAGUAAGGGAUGGGUUGGAGUAAAGAAGGUGGAACGAUGGAAAUUACUAUUCAAGUCAAUCAGGGAAAACAAUAUCAACAUUAAAUGGACACAUGUAAGAGGUCACUCCGGGAUACAUGGAAAUGAACAAGCUGACCAGUUAGCAAAACGCGGGUUGGCAAAAAACACUAACACACAAUGUGAAAAUAAUGAGAAAAACAACUCAAUAACACCAAGUCCAAGUUGCCCAUAUUGUAAGGAGCUGGACAAUGAUUAUAUGAUCCAGUGCAACAAAUGUAUCAAAUGGAUACACUAUGUGUGCACCAAACUUCCGGCAUACGAGAUAGCCCAGUACAAAACCAAAGUUAGACGUCAAUAUGUAUGUGAAGCAUGUUGCGCUGAUAAUGACGAUAAUGAUGAAAUAAAACUGAUCUUAAAAAAUGCUGAAAAUACCAAGGCCAAUACAAAUGAAGUAAACAUGA
This is a messenger RNA of Owenia fusiformis, 668 nucleotides long. Lineage: Eukaryota; Metazoa; Annelida; Polychaeta; Sabellida; Oweniidae. The record is from the annotation of a GenBank genome assembly.